Messenger RNA from Gracilinanus agilis (Agile Gracile Mouse Opossum), 1257 nucleotides. RefSeq names its product even-skipped homeobox 2 (gene EVX2). Gene Ontology annotation, molecular function: RNA polymerase II cis-regulatory region sequence-specific DNA binding; DNA-binding transcription factor activity, RNA polymerase II-specific. Gene Ontology annotation, cellular component: nucleus. Lineage: Eukaryota; Metazoa; Chordata; Mammalia; Didelphimorphia; Didelphidae. The transcript has 4 exons. Gene Ontology annotation, biological process: regulation of transcription by RNA polymerase II. Bases 1 to 1257 code for a protein of 418 amino acids. The record is from RefSeq and is a predicted model, not a curated record.
AUGAUGGAAAGAAUAAGAAAAGAGAUGAUUCUGAUGGAAAGAGGGCUGCACAGCCCUACAGCUGGCAAAAGGUUUUCGAAUUUGUCCGACUCAGCUGGAAAUGCGGUGCUGGAGGCCCUCGAAAAUUCGCAGCACGGUGGUCGCCUCAGCCCGAGACUGACUUCCGCCUCCCUGCAUAGCGCUAUAGGGGACAUCCCUGCCAAAGGGAAAUUCGAAAUAGACACUUUAUUCAACCUGCAACACCCGACCAGCGAAAGCACCGUCUCCUCGGAAAUCCCUCCGGCAGAGAGUAGGAAGAAAACGGGCCAUUAUUCCGAAGUUGCUCCAGAGGCAGAUAUGAACAGUGAUGUGGAGGUGGGCUGCUCCGCUCUCCGCUCUCCAGCCAGCCUCAGUGCCUCUCAGUUGAAGGAAAACAAUAACAAAGGAUAUUCGGAGAGCAGCUCAGCUGCUACUACCACCCCUUCUUCCUCAGGUCCUGGCUUAACCAACCUGCACAGCAGUAAUGCCCUUGGUAGUUCGGGCUCCGGGGCCGAUCAGGUGAGACGCUACCGCACCGCCUUCACCAGGGAGCAGAUCGCCCGGCUGGAGAAGGAGUUUUACCGCGAGAACUAUGUCUCUCGGCCCAGAAGGUGCGAAUUGGCCGCUGCGCUCAACCUGCCGGAAACCACCAUCAAGGUGUGGUUCCAGAACCGAAGGAUGAAGGACAAGAGACAGCGCCUGGCCAUGUCGUGGCCCCACCCGGCCGACCCCAGUUUCUACACUUAUAUGAUGACGCACGCGGCUGCCACCGGAAGCCUGCCCUAUCCCUUUCAUUCGCACGUGCCACUCCACUACUACCCCCACGUGGGUGUCACGGCCGCCGCGGCUGCAGCCGCGGCCUCAGGAGCUGCGGCAGCGGCCUCGUCACCUUUCGCCACUUCCAUCCGCCCGCUGGACACCUUCCGCGCGCUCUCUCACCCUUAUUCACGGCCCGAGCUGCUCUGCAGCUUCCGCCACCCAGGCCUUUACCAGUCUCCGGCGGCGGCCGCCGGGCUCAACAGCGCGGCUUCGGCUGCAGCAGCGGCAGCGGCCGCGGCCGCUGCGGCCUCUUCUGCGGGUGACAGCUGCUGCAGGGAGGACAAAAAACCUGAACUACAGGGCGCGUUUGGGACCAAAAAGCCCAAGUUAUUUAAGGUGGAACCAACCAUCCCGGGGGAACGUCUGAAACAAGCUUACGACUCUUCUAAGGUUUUGAGCACGGUUUCAUUGACAUCCUGA